CUUAAAAUAUACUUGUAUAAUGUAUAAUUUAGUAGGUAUUUGUUUUGAUCACAUUCACUGAUUCACAUCUGUUGUUGAAUCUUGAAUCAUUCAUUAGUAUUUUGAAUUGAAAUAAGUCACUGACGCAGUGUUUCUCAUUUUGCUUUGUGAUUCGACGAUGCUAUCGUAAUACAGCAUGCAGUGGACUAAAUUCGUGUUUGUGUUAAUAGAGUGCCUACUAAUAUCUACCUGUUUAGGUGAUUUGGACAUCGAAAGAAACGAGAAAUUUUUAAAUGGAUUCGUUGAUUAUUUGAAUAAUUUACCAAACCAGCCCUAUACAUAUGACGAUGGAGUUAUUGUUAAUGCGCAAAAAGCAAAUGAUGACAGUAAUUGUUACCGCCUUGAGGUCAAUUUAAAAGCCACCGAUGUUAGCAAUUUAGAUAAUUCAAGAUAUCUAAAGUGUUCUACAAUCAUACAAGACUUGGAUGAUAGUGGUAUAAGUGUCCUAAAUAAUGAAUAUCACUGUGAAAAUCGUGAAAAAUCAACCCAGUUAGAUAUCAUUGAGAAUGGUCAACAACCUGUGGAAAAAAUUAUAGAGAAGGAUACUUCUACUGGCCAUAAACCAGUACAUUUGGACAAUGAAGUUGAAUCAAACGUUGGGGUUACAUCUGGGGAGCAGUUCAUUGCAGUGCCAAGGAAGCAUGGUUCUUGUACAGAUUGUUCAGUUCAUAUUAACAUUCAAGCUCCUGGAGUUGAUAACCUAGCUGCUCUCGGUAUCAAACAUUUAAAUAAACAUGAACCUGAAGUUAAACAUUCACUUGAGGCUAUACUAGAUGUAGAAAGACAAGUGCAAGUUGUCAAAGGUGUACGAUAUAUCUUAACACUCCAAGUUGGAUUCAACAAAUGUACAACAACAACUACUGACUGUUUUGAAAUUAGACCAUGUAAGGUAACGGUGUUAGAAAAAACAUGGAUAAAAAUGCCUGAUGGUUCUAAAUAUAGAGCUAUUUUAGCAAAUAAUUGUACAGAAGAAUGGCUGUUUGGAGAUGACGGUGAAUAUAUACCUAAUAGUGAUAAAAAUUAUGAAAAUAAUGAUAUUAAUUCUCUUAUAAUUAACAAUGAUAAAACUGACGAUGUUCUAAAGUCCACUCCUGAUUAUGACAAAAUUGCAAACACAGGAUCUGUGGAUGAAAUUUUAAAAGCAAUACAUAGCUUUGAUGCACAGGCGCAACCACAACAGGAGAGAACUCUUACCGAAAUUGAAAUAAAAAAUGUACAGGACCAAAUAAUACCUCAUGAUAAACUUUUUGAAACUGUAACUGAAGUCACAGAAAAAAUUUCAAGUUCAGAUAAUGAAAAUCCAAGCUAUGUUUCUAGAGUCGAGACAGCUAAGAAUUACAAUGAUAAUUUAGCACAGCAAAAGGACCAUUCAUAUCAAGAAGGAACCAUUUCUUUAACUGAAGAGAAGAAAAAAACCAUUGAUGAAUUGAUAAAUUUUUUCAACUCUGCUGGUUUUGAUGGCAGUCAUUAUGAUAUUACAAGAAAAAAAAGAAGUUAUGAUCAUGAUUUAAAAGUCAUGUCUCUUGCAGAGAAAAUCCAUAAAAUUAAAAAGAAUGUCAAAAAUGCACAAUAUUUGUAUAAAUUAGCUGAAAACUUAGUUGAUUAUGUUAAUAAGAUGGUUUUUGAAGGUAAAACGAAAAUUCUUCAUUAUGAUGUUAUUGCAGCAGAGGAAGAAUAUGAAAAUUUGCAACACUUUUUCUAUAUGCAAGUCCGUGUUGUUCUACCUUGUGAUGGGACAAAUUGUGGGGGAAAAAACGAAGUUACCAAAAUAUGUAAUGGUGUAAUAGAUAUUAAUGAAGAAGGUACACCUCAGAUUUUAAGUGCGUUUUGUCAUGAUGAGAGAAAGAAGUAUGGGAUUGGCAAGAGAAUAGCAAUUCCUUUAAAUGACCCUGUACUAUUAAAACUAACAAAAGAAUCUUUAAAAAAAAUUGAAGAUGAAUCAUCAUCACCUAAUGCAAUGAAAGUUCAAGAAAUAAUAGAAGCCUAUACACAAAAAGCCUCAGGUCAGCUAACAAAAAUUACAGUAAAUCUUGCAUACACUGACUGUAACAAAACAGUUCCAUAUCAGAAGAGAAUUAAUUGUUCUGUUCUGCAAACUAUGGGUUUUAAUAUAUGUGAUAUAAAUAUACAUGAGAGACAUUGGAUAAAAGAAAAGAAAAUUAAAUACAUGUGCACACAUAGACCGAUUGACGAAAUCUACAAUGAAAAAAUACAGUCAAAGGAUUUACAUAAAUUGAAUGACCCAUAUGUUUUAAAUAUGGUGCAAGAAGCCUUGCAGUUCAUGGAGGUUAAUUCGAAUAGGAACAAUAAACAAAAAGUUAUAGAAAUAACUUCUGUGACAACACAGCUUGUUGGGGGAUUAUUAACUCAUAUUAACUUCACUGUAGGAUAUACAAAUUGUACUAACGAAUUUAGAGUUGAUUUAGAAACUUGUCAGUUAUUAGAAAAUGAACCUCCACGAAACUGUACGGCGCACAUUUGGAAUCGUCCAUGGCUAGAAGAUGGGAGACAAACAAAAGUUGAAUGUGAUGAUUUUUCAGAAAGUCACAGUACUAGAACAAAAAGAUCAACUAGAUUUGUUGGGGGAAAAACGCCCCAAGAUCCCAAGGAUCCUAAGUACCAAUUAUUAGCAGAAAAAUCAUUGGAAAGUUUUUUAAAAGCAAAUAACGUUAAUGGUGUUUAUAAAGUUACAAAUGUUGAAAAUGUUUUAGUGCAAGUUGUUGCUGGAAAAUUAACAACAAUUGACUUCAAAGUAGCUCCAGAAAGUGAUCAAAACAAUGAAAUUUCUUGCACUUCAGAAGUAUGGGAGAAAGUAUGGUUAAAUUCAACAAAUUACAAGGUGGAAUGUGAAGGAAUUGGAGGAAGCUUAAGAAAACGUCGGGAAGUUCUUGGCGCUGAUAUUAAUCUUGACCCUAACGAUCUACAAUGCCAAAUUUUGGUUAAAAAGUCUUUAAAUAAAUAUUUAAUGAGUAAUGGUAUCAAACAACAUCAUGAAAUAGUUCAAGUUCAAAAAGUAACAAAACGGGUGGUAUCAGGCACUUUAACAAAAAUUGAUUUUGUCAUUUCACCUACUGAUUGCACGUUAGAUAAUAAUUAUAAACCAACAUCUUUUAAUUGUGAUAUUUUAGACUUUUCGAAUGUUAUAAAGUGUUAUUCUGAAAUCUGGUCACGUCCAUGGUUAGGUGAAGAUGAAAUAAAUGUUGAUUGCAAACCUUCGACUUCGACAGUUGAAAGAUCUGUUACUCCUGGUGGUCAAAUUGAGAAAAAUCCAAAUGAUUUGCGCUAUAGAGAAAUGGCGCAGGCCUCUUUAAAACAAUUCUUGAAAAAUAUUGGUUCAUCACAACAUCAUAAAUUGUUGGUCGUGAAUAAAGUCACUUCACAAGUAGUUUCUGGAAUUAUUACUAGAUUAGAUUUUACUGUUACACCAACGAACUGCGAAUUAGAUAACAACAUGGAACCUACGUCUCCUAUUUGUGAAGUUUUGGAUCCCUCGAUUAUUAUCAAUUGCCACUCAGAAGUUUGGAAACAACCUUGGUCUAGGAAGGAAGAAAUCUCUGUUAAUUGUUCGAGUAAGAUUACGAAACAAGAUUCGGCUUUUAUAGAUACUGAUGGUAAAAAAGAUACGAAUAAACUUAAAUAUACUGUAGAAAAUGAUUUGAAUGGAGAUAUUGAAGACUCAGAAAUUGAAUUUGUUUCAUAUACGAGACGUAAACGAGCAUUGAUGGGCGCGGCAGUGGAACAGGAUCCAAAUAAGAAAGAAUAUGAAUUAUUAGCGGUAGAGUCGUUGCAUAAAUAUCAGCAUGGUAAAGAAAAAAAAGUAAAGCACAACGUAACAGUAACAGCAGUAACUAAAAAAAUAGUUUCAGGAACGAUUUAUCAAAUAGAUUUUACAGCUACACCCUCAUUAUGUUAUACAAAGAAAUCAAAAUGCAAUGAUCUCAUGAGGAAUGUGCUACAUUGUCAUGCUGAAAUUUGGGAUCGUCCUUGGAGAGGAAGUAAAAAAAUCGAUGUAGAUUGCACCGGUGAUUUAAGUGACGAAGAUAGCUCUGAUGAAAAAGAAAACAGCAAUCGAAAAAAACGUAACGUUCACUUUGAAGCCCCGAAGAUAAAAAAUGUUAACAGUAAAGAAUAUAAAUCCUUAGCAGAUCAGUCUCUACUUAAAUAUGAGCAAUUAGCAAAUUCUAAAUAUAUGCAUAAAAUUGUUAAAAUACAUAACGUUACCGAAAAAGUGGUAGAAGGUACACUUACAACGGUAGAAUUCUCUAUAGCACCAACAAAAUGCUUAGUUACAGAUAGUCCGAAUUCAAUAGAAGACUGUAGUUUGUUAAAACCUAAAAUUAUACUGCAUUGUAAAUCGGACAUAUGGGAUAGACCAUGGCUAAGUUCUGAAAAAGACAUUAAUGUAUCUUGUAAAAAAACGUAUACAAAAAGUGUUAAAAAAGAUUUACAUGACAGAAGACGUAAAAGACAGGUACAGUUAGAUGAAGAUGAUAUUGACGAGGAUACAAUUUUUUACUAUGCCGAUCGCGCUGUACAACAGAUUAAUAGUAAUUCGGACACAAAUAAUUUGCAAAAACUGAUUACUGUACAUUCUUAUCGUAGCGAUAUGAUUACGGGUAUCAAAAUGGUAAAAAUGUAUAUAGAAACGGCAUAUACAUACUGUUUACGACAUAGAGAUGAAGCUGAAUUGUCCGAUUGCGAAGAAUUUUCUGGACAUUAUCGUAGACUAUGUUUUGUCAAGCUGCGGCCGUCACUGGAUGACGAAUUAGUAGUGGAAAGCAUGAAUGUAGUAUGUGAAGAUGAUAAGGAUUUUAAGGAUAUUACAGGUAUUUCAAUUCCAGAAAUAAUAAAAAAGUCAAUAAAAAAAUUAGAAGAAUCGACUAAAAUUCAAAACAAAUGGGUACAUGUAGGUGAGCCGCAUGUAAUUCCUAGUUUAAAUUUAGACAAACCUACACAGGUGUCUUUUCUAGUCAAACCUUUAAAUUGUUCUAAAUAUCAAUUUAGUCAAAACUCUGAAUCGUGUACUUUGGAUAUGUCUAGACUUCUAAAGUCAUGCACUUCAUAUGUUUGGAUGACCAAAGAUAAAAAAGUUAGUAAAAUAACAUCAAAAUGUAGUCUACCACAACAGUACCGCAGUAAGCGAUCUCUAGAAUUCAAUAAUGUCACAUCUGAUCAUAUCCAAAAUUUAGCGAAGGAAUCAUUAGAAAAAUUGGAGAUGUCAUCGAUACAUAGAUAUAAAGAAAGGAUCAUACGAAUAAAUAGUGUUAAGACUAAAAUUACAACAGGAAAACUUACUAUAAUAGAUUUUGAUGUGGGCUAUACGACGUGCCUAAAACAUGAAUGGGUCGAUGAUAUUACAACAUGUGAAUUUAUGGAGCAUUUACCCACGCGACAUUGCAUUUCGCACGUUCUAGAACGACUUUGGCAGGAAAAUGGAAAGCAAAUAGAGGUUAGUUGUCAGGAUGAUGAAAAACCUUUUCAACCUCAUAUCGACUUAGAGGCCACUGAAAACGCGAUGCAACUGGCAAACGAAGCUUUAAAGCACAUUGAAGCUAAAUACCCCCAUCCAAGAAAGCAAAAAGUCGUAAGAAUAUUUUCAUUAGAUAAACAAGAAGUUGCGGGCCUUCACUAUAGACUAAAAAUGGAAGUUGGAUUCACGGACUGCCUUGCACUAAGCGUGAAAGAUGAUUGCAAACUAGUAAACGACGUAGGCCUAAAUAAAUUUUGUAGAGUAAACGUUUGGUUACGAACUUGGAUCGACCGACCGCCAAUUUAUCGUGUACGAUGCGAUUAUCAAGAUGGCACUACCGCUGACUUGUAUCAAAAUAUACAAGCCGAACACUUGUUUUCCGACUUCUUAGCAACAUACAAACCUGGCUAUAUCGAUGAUCACAACGAAAUGCUUAAAAGAUUUGACAUAUUUAAAGAUAACGUGAAGAAGAUUCACGAGUUUAACACUCACGAAAGAGGUACAGCUAGAUAUGCUGUGACGAGGUUCGCUGAUUUAACUUACGAAGAAUUCAGUCAAAAAUAUUUAGGAUUAAAACCGAGUCUUCGAAAUGCUAAUCAAAUUCCAAUGAAAAAUGCAGAUAUACCGCAAGUGCACCUGCCAGACACGUUUGAUUGGAGACAGCACGGAGCGGUCACUGAAGUUAAAAAUCAAGGUUCUUGUGGUAGCUGCUGGGCCUUUAGUGUUACUGGUAAUAUAGAAGGCCAAUGGAAGAUUAAAACAGGCGAUCUCGUGUCGCUGUCCGAACAGGAAUUAGUUGACUGUGACAAACUAGACAGCGGCUGCAAUGGCGGUCUUCCAGAUAAUGCUUACAGAGCGAUCGAACAGCUGGGCGGCUUGGAGACAGAAAACGACUAUCCAUACGAAGGAGAAAACGACAAGUGCGCGUUAAACAAGACGUUAACGAAAGUGCAUAUCACCAGCGCCGUCAACAUCACCUCCAACGAAACUGACAUGGCGAAAUGGCUAGUGAAGAACGGACCUAUUUCUAUUGGUAUAAAUGCAAACGCAAUGCAGUUUUACGUAGGCGGCGUCUCUCAUCCUUGGAAGAUUCUCUGUAACCCCACGAAUUUAGAUCAUGGUGUCCUUAUUGUGGGAUAUGGCGCCAAAGACUACCCUCUCUUCCACAAACAUUUACCCUACUGGAUAGUAAAGAAUUCUUGGGGUACUUCAUGGGGAGAGCAGGGCUACUAUCGCGUUUAUCGUGGGGAUGGAACCUGUGGUGUCAACCAAAUGGCAAGCAGUGCUAUUAUAUAGAAAAAUAAGACUAAUGUAAGUAGAAAUAUUUCUUUUGUCCUUGACAUUCGUGAAAAGUUUUCGUUUUGAUACAAAUUAAAGAUAAGAGUUAAAAGCUGUAGAAAAAAAAGGACUUUGUUAGAGGAAUUUAUAUAUAAUUAUUAGUUAAUGAAUAUAAAUAAACCAAUAUAUUUAAUAAAUCAAAGAAAAAUACGACUAAAAUGGACGAAAGAACGAUUUUUACUCACAUUUAUGUUUUAAGUUAUACAAUAGCAAUUGGGGGUUUAUAUAUAUAAACACAUAUAUUGUGCCUUUUAUAACGUUUCAAACUAUUGUAUACAUAUUAAAUAUAUUAAGGGAAUAUGAAUAAUUUUAUCUCGAAUAUUAAUUAAAUUUUUUAUUAUUUUAGCUACACUUAAUAAAAUUACUUAAAAAUCUCGAAGUUUUAGCCUUUCAGUUGUAGGUUUUAAAAACGUUAUUUUUUUUAAUUAUUAUUUUAUAUUUUUGUUGAAAUAUUUUGUAAACUCUAAUCUUAUGAUGUGGAUCUGAAAUUUUAUUAUACUUAAAAUUUUAUCUUUUAUGCCAAUUGUUAUAAUCGUUUAUGAAAAAUAGAAUGGAAGCUUUAAGUUAAAUUUUAAUAUAAAAAUAUUUAUGCAGUAGAGUUCCGCUAAAUAGCUUCUGGAUCAUCAUCAAUCUUAUCAAAUUUACGAUCAGGAACAUUAGUGAUAAAACCAAUACUUAAUAUAUUAAAGUCGUUGUUGAUCAAGUUCGUUACGUACGUAAAAAAAAAACAAAGUACAUUCAAAAUACAAUAUUUUAGUAUAAUUGAGGUACCAAAUGCUUGCUGAAUUUUAAUUAAUUUAAAUAAUAUUACGAUCAUUCUCUUUAAAUUGUGUUGAUAUGCUGAUUGAUUGCCGAUUUGUUAAGUGCUUUAUUUGCGUUUUAGAUUUGUUUAACGCAACUCUACUGUAACUACAAUAUAAUAUUUGGUACCAGUUUUGUUACUAGUCUUAAUUUUUUUUACGUUUGUGUUUUUUUUUAAUUCUAUACACUAAAGAAAUUUUUUUUUUCUUAUUUUGCUUUUAUACGUUAAUCUUGAAUAAUAUGAUCUGAAAUUAUAUAUCACUACUAAUACUUUACCUUUUAUGUGCGUUUUAAGUUGGGUAUUUUGGCUAGACAAAAUUAUUUAGAAAUAAUUAAAAGUCUUAAUAGCGUAUUUGUUGGCACGAAAAUAUAUGAAAAUUAUGUAGACAUUAAUUUUCGACAACAUAAUUCGUUGAUUGCUAAGGCCAUGUCUUUUUAAGCUGCGUUAUACACAUACGUCGUAGUGUGUACCGCAGUUGCGUACUGACAAAAUCAACGAUACCUUCUACUCUUGUUUUUUGAGGACUUUAUAAAUAACUGUCGUAAAGCUAAAAUACGACUAGAUACGACUUUAAAAUAUUUUGUCUAGCCGCGCCCUAACUUUAAGAAAAAUCCAUAUAUUAUUUUGUGCAAUAAUAAUAGAUUUAUAUCUUUACCGUAGUCUUAGUAACAUUUUUUUAUAAAUCCAUUAAAAUUAAUAAUAACAACGAUAUUGGAGAUUCUUUAUACUAAGUCGUAAAAAAAUAAUGCAAUUACUUAAUUUUGCACUUAAUGCGUCAAUUUUAUACUUGUGAUUUAUCGGCUGAAAUACUCAAAUAUGACAUGAAUAUUUGUAUAUCAUAUACGCUUGUUAUAUGUUAGCAAUUAAGUCUAUAAUUUUGUAUGCUUUAUUUUAUGUUUAUCAAUAAAGGUUUCUAAUAACUAA
Messenger RNA from Melitaea cinxia (Glanville fritillary), 8573 nucleotides. RefSeq lists its product as uncharacterized. Gene Ontology annotation, molecular function: cysteine-type endopeptidase inhibitor activity; cysteine-type peptidase activity. Lineage: Eukaryota; Metazoa; Arthropoda; Insecta; Lepidoptera; Nymphalidae. The transcript has 8 exons. Gene Ontology annotation, biological process: proteolysis. The record is from RefSeq and is a predicted model, not a curated record. Bases 176 to 6805 code for a protein of 2209 amino acids.